AUGGCAGGUGCGUUUUCGUCCCCACCGUUUCCUUCAGUCGGAUUUGACUUCGCCGCAUCUCCAGGCCAGGCGCUCCCUGCUCUCGCCUCUGCCUCCGCUCCGGGGUCGGAGUCCCAGCCGUUCCCUUCUUCUUCCUUCGGCAUGGAUGCAUCAUCCGGUCUCCCCGUCUUCUCUUCCUCGCCCGGGGGCCCCGGCGAUGUCUCUUCUUUCCUCCCUCCGCUCUCGCCCGGCGUCGCCCCGGACGCCGCAAACGCGCUCCUCGCCACUUCUUCUUCUCUCGGCUCCGUAGGCGGCCCUGCGUCUGCUUCACCUGCGUUCUUCCCCUCACCUGCAUCCCCCUCUCUUCCCCCAAAUGCCGCUCUCUUCCCCUCGCAGCCUCUCUUUCCCUCUUCUUCGCCCUCUUCGUCUCAGCAGCGCCUCGUUCUGACUCCCCAAGAAGUCGAGGCCUACAUGCAUCUGUGGCGCGCGGCUGGCGGCGUUGCGCCCGACGCCUCUUCUUCCGUGCUCGAGGGCUCAGUCGCCGCUGCAUUUUUGGAAAGCUCGGGUCUCGACCGGGCGCUUUUGCACGAAAUUUGGCGAUUGGCUGACGCCAAAAACACCGGAAACCUCGACGUCGAAAGCUUUGCCUGCGCAUGCAGACUCGUGGCGCAUGCGCAGAACGGCUUCCCGGUGUCUGUGGAGGCAAUCUCUGUGGAGCCCGCCGCGCUCCCCCAGUUUUCCAACACCCCGUUCCCAAACUCCCAACUCGUCCCCGUGGCAGGAGGGGCGGCUGAGGGCGGAACCCUCUCGUCGUUCUCCGACCUGUCUCUAGGGGUCGGGCCUGCGGGGGGCACAGACGGCGUUGGUGGCGCGGCUGCUGGCCCCGACUCCGGGCUCUUCGGCAGCGGAGCGCUUCCGGGCCCCGUCUCGAGCCCAACUAGCGGUGUCGGAGACCGGGGCGACGUGCUGGGCGUCGCAGCCCCGGAGCUGUACGUGGGGACGCCGGAGGAGUACAAGCGAUACGCGCAGGUCUUUGCAGAUACCGACGGGAACCAGGACGGCUACGUGGAGGGGAGCGAGGCGCGGAAUGUGUUUACAUCUUCUCUUCUCCCCGACACCGAGUUAGCCGCCAUCUGGACCCUCGCCGAUGUCGACUGCGACGGCCGCCUGACCCUGCAGGAGUUCCUCCUCGCCAUGACCUUGAUUGGAAAAAGAAAGAAAGAGGGACUCCCCAUCCCGGCUGCGCUUCCCGCCACCCUCCUCCAGUCCGUUCAAGCUUUCCAGGUUUCCGGGAAUGCUGGGGGCGAGGGCGGCCGCGGGACGUUCUUCGGGGACGCCACGGGGUCUCUAGCUGGGCCCACGAGCCGUACGACCGCGGUCGCUGGGGGCCUGUCCACGGGCUUGGAGCCCGCGGCGCUUCCGACGCCGCAGCUUCUAGACGGGUCAGCAGGCGACAGCGGCGGGGCCUGGGGCUCCUUCGGGCUCGAGGAACAGCCGAGUGGCUUCGACGGAGAGGGCGCCGCCCUCGACGCGCUGUCUCCUCGCCCCGUCCAUGAGACAGUCUCCAAGCGCGAGAAGAAGAAGAGUUCCGGCAGCUCCCGCGGGGCGUCGAGGAGCCGUCCGGCCCGGGAUAGCGACGAGGAGGAGCGCGGCAGCAGGAAGAAGGCAGAGAGCGAGGAUGACGAGGUUCCCCUGUCGUUCGGAGACAGAGUGAGCGCGGCAAAGGAGAGGCGAAGUGGAGGCGAAGGAAGCGGCGCGGGCCGGGGGAAGAAGGAGAAGAAGAAAAGUCGACGCACGGAGGAGGAAGACAUCUUCGAACGAGGAAAGAGCGACUCGGACUCCGACCGGCUCGCCCUUCCGUCCCCCGAGCUGCGAAGAGAGGAAAAGCGGGGAACUGAACAGACACCCGAAGAGAAAUGGCUGGCGAGACGGAGGGAGAGGGUCUCUGCGAAACGCGCAGCUGCAAGCGCAGGCCUCCAUGAAGAGUCGGAGGAAGAACGAACCCUGGCGCUUCUUGAAAGUGUGGUUGAGACAGACAAGCGCCUGUCGGAUAUCCUGCGUGCUGAGGUCGAUGGAGACGCCGAAGAAAUCGAGGAGGUCCGGGAACUGCGAGUCUUGUUGGAGUCCGAACUGCUCGCAGAGAAGAAGGAGCUAGCUCGCCAGAUCGACCGAAAGCGCGACUUCGCCCUUCAACUCGAAGACGAGAAAGUCAAGCUCGAGCAACUAAAGGAAGAAAGAAAAAAGAUUGAGUUUGAGAGAAUUGGAAUCGAGAGAGAUCUUUCGCACUACGUCGAGGAGCUUUUGUUUCUUCGCGGUCAAGUGGACGACAUGCAGAAAGACAUCGACGCUCUGCACCAGGCAAACCAGACGCUGAUCGCUGCGCAUCGCCAUCAGCAGAUUCAGGCCCAAAAUCUCCACGCUACUCGAUUGCAAGCGCAGGACCAGCUGAAGGGCGAGCGCGAGGCGCUGCAGAAGGAAGAGCGAGAAAUUGCGGAGUUGAAGGCCGACCAGGACAAAUCCAUUCAGUUCGCCUCGGUCGACGCGGCGCGCCUGCAAGCUGCCGCCGUGCGAGAUGAGCGCCUGCAGAUUUUGCAGCAAAGGCAGCAACUCGUGGCGGGCUUGAACCAUCUUGCGCAGCAAACCGUUUUGGGUCUCAAAAGCCCUGCCGCGCGCACGGGCUUGGCCGGCUCAGCUCCAGUCGAAAGCAGGCACGGCGCCGCCGUGAGGCGAGACGCGAAGGGCGUCCCUGCGGGGGCCGGACCCGCAAAUGCCAAUCUUGUUCUCGCGAGCUCUUCUCGCGUUGAGCCGGCCAGCCCGUCGCACUGGACUUUGUUUUCUUCAGUGCCCGUGCGCCCUUCAUCCUUUGGCUCUUCUGCGCCUCUGGCGUUGCCUGUGCACGAGAGGCGCGGGGCGUCGUACUCGGAUUUGAAGUUCUCACGAGAGAAGGAGAGCGGCGGGCUUCCCUCCUACAACGCCUUGCCGUUCGCCGCCACGCAUGCGAACGGCGACUUUCGCCCGAGUGCAGUGACGACUGAUGGCAGCUUUACGUCGAGCGUCGCGCCUGGUGUCGAUUACGGGGAACCCUUUUACGGAAGUCUCAAGAGCAGAAGCCUCUACGCGCCUGCGGGCGGGCGACGAGAAGAAGGAGCUCUCGCCCGAGACUUGGAAACCCGCGGCGUGGAGGGCAUCCUCGGAAUUGAAAGCGUGAAAUCAGACGGAGACAGAAACUACUCCCGAAAUACUAGCGGCGAGCUCGACCCUCGGCGCCACACCGAUCUGCACUGGUCGUCGUCGAGCCCCGCCAGAGCGGGGACAAGCGUCUCUCGAGGACUCAGUAGAGCCGGCGCGAGCGAAGAGAGACGCGUGGUCGCAGGGUCUCCUGGGAGUGAGAGCGGCGCGCAUCCGAGAGCGUUCGUUUCCUACGAGGGAAGUCGACUGAGGGACGAAGAGCGAGAAGGACAGGGUGGCCAUGGCAGGGGCGUGGAGUCGACAGGGAGUCCUGAUCGCCAGGACAAAAAGGAGAAGAAGAGAAGCGAAGAAAAGAAGACGCGAGCGGUGUCGGUUUCCGGACGCCAUGGCAAAACAAAGAAAAAGGCUGAAGAAACGAAUUUCAUCGGCGGUGGAAGUUUCGGGGCAGAGUUCCACCCUUCUUCAGAUGAGAAGAAAGACAAGAGACGAGGGGACGUGGAAAGGGCGAAAAAGGACUUCGGCAACGACAGCUUCGGAGGCGAAGAUGCUAUACUCUCUGGUCUCGACACGCCUUCCUUUGGCGCUCGGCCUGUCAGCGGUCUGCACGGUCUCGCUGCAACGCCUCUCUGA
Molecule: messenger RNA, 3798 nt
Organism: Neospora caninum
Lineage: Eukaryota; Apicomplexa; Conoidasida; Eucoccidiorida; Sarcocystidae
Exons: 11
Coding region: 1-3798 (1265 amino acids)
Biological process (GO): endocytosis; endosomal transport
Cellular component (GO): cytoplasm; plasma membrane
Molecular function (GO): protein binding; calcium ion binding
Source: RefSeq, a predicted model, not a curated record